Serpula lacrymans var. lacrymans S7.9 is the source of this 708-nucleotide messenger RNA. RefSeq names its product GRIM-19 protein (gene GRIM-19). Lineage: Eukaryota; Fungi; Basidiomycota; Agaricomycetes; Boletales; Serpulaceae. The coding region runs from base 230 to 628 and encodes 132 amino acids. The record is from RefSeq and is a predicted model, not a curated record. The transcript has 4 exons.
AUGGCGCAGUACUAUAUUAGGUAAUAUCUCGGAUCCUCCCGUGCAUGUCACGUGCAUCGUCACUUUAGGGCAGGGUGUCCAGCUCGCUGCUGGCCUCUGCAAGCAACAUCGAGGCUGCACAACACCUUCCAGUGCUCAACGAACGCCAUAUCUUUCUUGGCUGUCGUCCCCGUCAUAACACCCAGCUAGUAAGUUGACAUUAUGUCUUCUAUUACAGCAGCAUCGUGACAUGCUUCGUUCUGCGAACCCUACAGUGUCUCUGCAGUACAGACAGGAUAUGCCCCCUCCUGGGGGCUUCGAGGCCGUAAAGUAUAAGCGCAAUCUGCCCUUCCGCGGUCCGAGCGGUCUUGUUAUUCUCGGCGCCGUGACAGCCGUGUGUGCGUAUGGCUUCUAUAGAGUUGGAAAGGGAAAUCUGGAGAAAAGGGAGCUUCAGCGAGAGAAAGUUUGGUCCCGUAUCCAUCUGGUCCCGCUGCUGCUAGCGGAGGGAGACCGUGACGCGUAUCGUCGCGAGGUAGCAGCAGUGGAGCGAGAAAAGGAGAUUAUGAAAGACGUCAAGGGAUGGGAGCCCGGCAAAAGUGUGUACAACAAUGCGCGCUAUCGGUCGGCAGAAUCGAUUGUCGUGCUAUGAUUGGUAGAACUUUCCCUCUAUACAGACUUAAUGGAUGCCAGGAUCAUCUUAACAGAGACGGAUUCUUCCAUUGUAGAAGU